Heterostelium album PN500 is the source of this 201-nucleotide messenger RNA. RefSeq lists its product as uncharacterized. The transcript is spliced from 3 exons. Bases 1 to 201 code for a protein of 66 amino acids. The record is from RefSeq and is a predicted model, not a curated record. Lineage: Eukaryota; Evosea; Eumycetozoa; Acytosteliales; Acytosteliaceae.
AUGCCAGAAACUCAUAUCACUACACAACAACUAUCAAAAGCACUAUAUGGUAUUAAUAAAGAUGAUAUAAAUGAAGAUUAUAUCAAUUAUAUAGAAGCAUUAGAGUAUAGAAUUGAAUCAUUAGAUGACUUUAUGUCGAGUGAAGCUAUAAGUACGAGUCCCCGGAGUGGUGGAAAUUCUCUAUUUCAUAACCAAACUUAA